Molecule: messenger RNA, 1128 nt
Organism: Adineta ricciae
Lineage: Eukaryota; Metazoa; Rotifera; Eurotatoria; Adinetida; Adinetidae
Source: the annotation of a GenBank genome assembly
AUGGCGACCGAAUCAUUAUCCGAUGUAAUUUUUCGUGUUUAUUCUAUGAACGAUUAUGAGGAAAAUUUAUCUAAACUACACGAUCUAUUUCAACGGUGUCAGUACACGAAUCAGAAAUUCGUAACGAUGGGUGCCAAAGAUAAUUUACCUGUUCUAUUCCAUUGUGAGACUACUGACUAUCUACAACCGAUGAAACAGUAUCGCAAAUCAUGGUGCUUUGCACUAGUGCAAUCUACUAACAAUCGUGUUGUAUCUACUUUGGUGUUUAAUAUUAAAACUGUAUAUUAUGGUCAUAUUCCAGUAACUGCCAUAUGUAGUCGAUUGAUGCGUGUUGAUCCCGAUCAACGACGGCAACAGCGUUCAAAAGAACUAAUCCAGAGAGCUAUCGAAUGUAUUCAGGAUCCACUUCCAGACAUAGUGCUAGGCUAUACGGCUACUGCCAAUAUAGCAUCACUGAGCUUGCAACAGAAUUUACUUGGCGCUCCACCUGAUCGAGCCGUUUUGUUAGAUGCUUUCAUCCUCUCUACCGAAGCCGGUACUGUGACAGUUAACUUUCAUAAACUGAAUAAGGCAGAAACAGAACGUCUUUGGACAAUUGACAUGAUCGAUUGGGUACAGCGUCCAGAACUCUCAGAUCUGCAUUAUAUUAUGCAACAGAGUGAAUAUGUGGGCACUUUUGUUGUAGGCGACUUUAGUUCACGACGAUAUACUGCGGCAAUGAUAUGGGAACCAGCAUCGACUACACUUCACGAUGAUCGACUAGGUAUCAGCAAUCCAUAUAAAGGUCAAUUGAGAAUAGCUAUGAAUUUCUUCCAAUCCUACGAUCCCACGUCAAUCGAUGCCAUCGGUGAAAGAGAAAAUCUUCUAUUAGCAUUAAAUCAUACAGCUGCUGCUGCUGGAAUACCGUUUAUGCUUUGCUAUGCCCAGCAAACAUCACCAUUUAAACUUCUAUUCGAGCAACAAUCAUUAGGCGUAGUAACACAAAUUGUAUCGGGAGUUCCUACGUCAGAAUAUAUGAUUAAUGUAGUUAAUCAGUUCAAACAUUCACCUAUUUGGUUCGAUCCACGUGAUAUGGGACCUCUGCUAUACUUUAAAGCUUCAUCAAAUAAAUUUCAAUCACAGUUAUGA